Messenger RNA from Musca domestica (house fly), 3412 nucleotides. It is a transcript of the gene Agps, whose product is annotated as alkyldihydroxyacetonephosphate synthase. Gene Ontology annotation, biological process: lipid biosynthetic process. Bases 902 to 3049 code for a protein of 715 amino acids. Lineage: Eukaryota; Metazoa; Arthropoda; Insecta; Diptera; Muscidae. Gene Ontology annotation, molecular function: FAD binding; alkylglycerone-phosphate synthase activity. The record is from RefSeq and is a predicted model, not a curated record. The transcript is spliced from 5 exons.
UUUGGUCGAAUUUUGCGUUCUUAGCCGAUUUUCAAAUAUUGGCCGGGUUUGAUAUAUUUUGAAUUUUUUGUGGUUGGUUUUCCGUAUCUAUUGCAUUGGAUAUAAACAAAUACUAAUAUUCUCAUCUUAUACCCCCUUUAAAAGUAACUGUGUGUUGUACACCUUAAGAGUACAUUACCAUGCUCUUACUACUCACAAGAGAGAGAAAGAGAAGAGAGCUUUGUUUACCACAUGGCCGUUAUAAUUUUAAGUAUAUCCUUUAAAACACAUACCAAUUAGAGUUCGUGGUGGACAGGAGAAAAGGCGGACAAAACUGAAACACAUGUUUGCCUUCCAUUUUCUCUCUCCGCCUCCCUCUCUCUCUCUCUCUUUGUAUGUGAAUACUACCUCCCUUAACAAUUAUGAAUUGACACAUCUGGUGCAGGCGCACUGCAGAGCUUUCGUUUCUUUUUGAGAAUGAAACUAGAGUAGGAAAAAUCCCUUCAAAUUUUAUGGCAGACAGUUGUAAUGGACAAUUUGCAAAAGAAAGCUGUGCGUGUAAAGGCAGAAACUACAACAAGAAAAAAUAACACACACAAAAAUAUACAAUUAAUUUUUUAAUAAAUCUGAUACAAGUAGCUCUUAGUGGAAAUUCUAAAAAGAAAUAAAAGCGAUUACUAAAAAAGAAAUUAAAUAAGCUUUGAAAAAAAAGUCUUUAGUAAAGUAACUAAAACGGAAACUUAAAAAAAUCAAUAAAAUUAAAAAUAUAAGAAUUCCUAAUUGCUGCUCCCCCGCCUAGAAACUGGAGGCCUACACGCAAAGCAAACGGAAAAAAGAAUACUAUUUAAGGAUUAAGGAUAUAGCAGUGUAAACUAUAUUUUAUAAAAAAAAGAAGAAGGAGAAGAAAAAAUAAAAACGCACCAUGGCCAUGACAAACAAAUGCAUAAAUUAUGUUACAUCAAACUCCACAUCCUCGGCGGAGAAAAGUUGCGACAGUGAAAAUGUUCCUCAUCUGGCCAUCAGAGCUCCUGCGGCGUUGGUGGAGCACACGUAUAAAUCGAAGGCAAGCGAGACUGCAAAGUCGACGACGACGACAACGCCAACGCCAACAGAAUCAGGAACAGCGGAGAUGUUAACGUCCGAUUUGGCGAAUGGUGGCGCCCAAUCGUCGCCGGCGUCAACGACAUCAGACAUGGCCAUAUUAGAUGAGCGCCUGUCUAAGGAUGUUGAAAGUGUAUUCCCCAAGAAAAGACAAGAUGUCCUCAAAUGGUAUGGCUGGGGCUACAAUGACUCCGAGUUUUAUGUGGAGAACGACAUGAUAUGUUUUCGAGGAAAGAAAUACCCCCUCGACGGCACAGUCCUACCCCUGUUCACCGAAUGGGUGCUGAAUCGUUUCCAAUGUACCCUGCACAAUAAGCUACCGCUACCCGAACUACCCACAGAGUUUCCGAAGCCCACCGUCAAUGCUGAAUUUCUGCAAGAGCUUGCAACGUCUGGCAUAGCGCACAGCCUCGAGGGAAUGGAUCGACUGAUACGAUGCCAUGGCCAGACCCUCCAUGAUAUCUACUAUUUGUGCAGCAAUAAAUUCCAGCGGAUACCUGAUGUUGUGACCUGGCCCACAAGCCAUAGUAAGGUGGUGCGUCUGGUGGAAAUGGCCCAUCGCCAUAAUGUUGUGGUGCUGCCCUAUGGUGGAGGUACCUCGGUGUCGGGCGCCACCACCUGUCCCCAGGAGGAGAAACGGAUGAUGUGUUGUCUGGAUACGUCGCAAAUGAAUCGCAUGGUUUGGCUGAAUAAAUCCAAUAUGACGGUGUGCUUUGAGGCUGGCAUUGUGGGCCAGGAUUUGGAGAGAACUUUGCGGAGUCAAGGUCUAACGGUGGGCCAUGAGCCGGACAGCUAUGAAUUUUCCACUUUGGGUGGUUGGGUGGCCACACGUGCCUCGGGCAUGAAGAAAAAUGUCUACGGGAACAUUGAAGAUCUGGUUGUCCAUGUGAAAAUGGUCACAGCCAAUGGUGUCCUUGAGCGGGAGUGCACUGCGCCCCGGGUGUCAUGUGGUCCGGACUUUAAUCACAUAAUUAUGGGUUCCGAGGGCACCUUGGGUGUCAUCACGGAGGUGGUCCUCAAGGUGAGACCCCUGCCGGCGGUGCGACGUUACAACAGUUUGGUGUUCCCUGAUUUUGAGAGCGGUGUCCAGUUUAUGCGUGAAGUGGCCUUGCGAAGAUGUCAACCUUCGUCGGUGCGUCUGAUGGACAAUGAACAGUUCAUAAUGGGCCAGAGCCUUAAGCCACCGAAAGGCUGGAAGGCCAGCAUUGUGGAUUAUGUGAAAAAGUUCUAUGUGACGAGCAUUAAGGGCAUCGAUUUGAGUAGCAUCUGUGCGGCCACACUGCUCUUUGAGGGGGAAUUGGAAGAUGUCAAUCGGCAGGAGGAGUUGGUAAUUGGAAUCGCUAAGAAAUACAAGGGAUUUGCGGCGGGUGGAGAGAAUGGGGAGCGUGGUUAUAUUAUGACUUUUGUCAUUGCCUAUAUGAGGGAUCUGGGUUUGAGGCACGAUAUCAUAGCGGAGUCCUUCGAAACUUCGGUACCUUGGGAUCGUUGUGCCAGGCUGUGUCGGAAUGUAAAGCAACGUGUGUCCUUGGAAUGUCAUGCCCGCAGCGUCCAUCACUACAGUAUAUCGUGCCGGGUGACGCAAACCUAUGAUGCUGGAGCCUGUGUCUACUUCUACUUCGCUUUCAACAUGAAAGGUUUUGAGCAUCCGGUGGAAUUAUUUGAAUACAUUGAGUCGGCGGCUCGUGAUGAGAUAUUGAAAUGUGGUGGCUCACUGUCACAUCAUCACGGGGUGGGAAAAAUACGAUCACGGUGGUAUGAACACACGAUCACGAAGACAGGGACGGAGGUGUACAAGGCCACCAAAGAGCGUUUGGAUCCUAAGAAUAUUUUUGCAACGGGUAAUUUGCUGCCGGCACACAGUGACGAGGACAAGGACAAACCAUCAGAGGAACUGACAUCACAUUCAAAAGCAGCGGCGGUGGCGUCAUUGACGAACCUGACAAAUAUUAAAUUUAAGUCGAAACUUUAAUUUUUCGAGGUUUUUGUGUUUUUUUCUUUCGAUUUUCUGCAUUUUCCAAUUUUCUUUUCUUGGAAAAUAUCCUCGCUUAUUGAAAAGUCAAAAAAGAAUUACAACCAAAUUUCCUUAGCUUAAUUACAUUUUCCACAAUAGAUAUGAUUAAAUUCCAUGAUUUGUUUAGUUUAAAGCAAUUUUUUAAAACAUGUAGAGCAUACUUUUAGGCUAAUGCUAUGAAGUCAAAGUAAUUUUUUGUUGUUAACAUUUGUUGAACGUUUACUUUGUGUUUCGUUUUUUUGGGGGUUGUGUUUUUGUUUGUUUUGCGUAUUUUCUUAGGUUGUAACAUAAUUGUUUUGUUGUAUUUUUUGUAAUUUUUUA